AUGUCAGACGAAAGCAGUGAUGAGUUGUUUGCUAGUGCCGACGAGGGCUCUGAUAAUGAACACAUUGUUCUACAAUCAUCGGUGAAGGCCCAAUCAACCACGGGCAGAUGUACAGGUGCUCAGGGUGAUGAAUCACGUGAUGUGCCUCUUGGUUUACUCAUCGAUAUCAGCACAGCACAAACAGGUGUCAAAAAGUUCGAUGAUGCGACACAAAGGCCCGACAAUCUCCACUCCACCACUGACGCUAAACUCGGUAACUUCGGGCAGAACCGCACAAACGAAUGGGACUCGUGGGACGUGAGUUCGGCGUCCGUCGCAGACAAAGACCAGGGUGUCGAAUGUUACGUCCACAAAGAAGGUACCCCCAAGUUGUCCUGUCGACCAGAUCUCGUGCAGAAGAUUCCAGACUCAUCGACUGAUCCCUGGUUUUCCGACCAGGUUGAUCUUUUGCAAAGUCCCACGGCAGAUGUUAGCGGUGAUCUGUUGCAACCCGUGAAGGUUACAUCCGGGAUUUGCGAAACUCCAGACCAAUUGCAUCAGAAUGCAACUGCACAUGCACCCAGUGACGUCACUAAAACGCAAGAACUGUUCUCUGUGCCUCCUACUGCUCAGGAAAUUUGUUUAACCGAGGUUGUGCCAUCCAGAGAAGAAGAAGACGACGAAGACAGUUUUCCCGUUGUUAAAGCAUCUGGAACAGUGGAUAAGUCUCCGUCGGAGGUAUUGCCGCAAGUUUUCGGUAAUGCUGCAGUUAUUGGUGAAGAUAAUGUCGGGACGUUGGACGGAAGCCAACUUGCGACAUCCAAAGACGACCUUGGUUGUCAAGCCAUAAAAAUGUCUUCCCAUGGCACACGAGAUUCCGAAAGAAGGCAAGGACGACAGAAGGAAACAGGCGUCGAUUCCAGCCUCGUAGAGGGAUCACGAGAGGGUAGUGAACCGGUGAAGAAGAAGGUAGAAUCGAUCGCUGAGACAGACUCUUGGGGCUGUGAACAGUCAGUGGAUCAAAAAGUUGAUGAAUCGGAGCCGGUGGAGGAAGGUGAUGCCUGGGAUCUGGAAGAUGAUCCCUGGACUAGCCCUAAAACUGCCGAAGACGAGUUCGAUUCAGAAGCUCCGGCUCAAACCGUCCCAAGUCAAGACUACGGAAAAGGGUUUGCCGCGAAAUCUGGAGGAUUUGCCGCCACAACCACCACAACGACCACCUCGUCCAACAGCAUGGGGCCAAACUCCAGAGACUCGAACCGUUUGGCGAGUCAAAGGCACGUUUGGGACGACGACGAUGCCUGGAACAUCGGCGACAACUGGGACAGUGUUGAGGACAUAGACCAGACGUCUGGGGUGAAGUCGUCGCCACCGCAGCAGCACGAAGAGGAAGAGGCUGAGCGAGGUGAGCAGGAGUUCGCGUCUGUGGCGACGGCUUUGGUCAAGUCAGUUGGCGGUGGACUAGUCAACCUCGUGGAAGGCUUCAAACUCGCCAAUCUCUCCUCAACACUGUCCGCUUUCGACGAAAAUCCCACAGCUGGGCGUCCAGUCAGUUGUGAUGCGCCGGAGCACCACCAACCAGCUGAUGCGCCACAACCCUCUAACGAGUCCAGCAGUGGCUGGACGGUUUGGGGUCUGGGGUCGUUGGCCAAGUCACUCACAUCCACUGUGGAGAACACGGGCAUGCAACUGCUCCACGGUGGAGUCGACGUGCUUGAACACAUCGGCCGAAAGACCUUCACAGCACUGAAGGAAAACGAUCCCGGACUGGUCUACACCAAGCGCAUCUUCCGACCUGUUGAACGUGAACAGACAACGUCGAGUCUUUCGCAGGUAUCUCUCCUGCGUGAGGCGAGUUCUCAUCCCCCCCACGAGACGUCGGCGUCCGGCGGCCCCGCGUGCGUUUCAGCUGCUCGUCGCGGCGACUUCGUCUCCCAGCUCGAGUCUCGACUGGGCACGGUGCACAUGGAGGCCCUGGAGUUGCUCAGUUCCCGCGCUUCUGCGCGUCUUGGCACCAAACUCGCGCGUCUUGAAGCCGUCACUGGCGACGACCAGUCCAGCGUCGUCGACAGUCUCACGCGUGAGGGCGGUGUGCUCGACAAGAUCUGGCAUACGCUUCACUUGAAGGAUCGUGAGGCAGAGGAGACAGAGGAAGCGUGUGGCUUUUCGGCAUCCUCGCUUUCAGACGCCUUGUCUGUUCUGGACGCCGUAGUUCCCGGUUCGACUCUUCAAAAGACCUGCAGUGAACUCCAGGAGAAGAGCAAGCACCUCACCUCUGACCUUCCAGUAAUGGAGAUCUUCUGCUGUGCCAUCGAGGCGUUAGCUGAGGUGACCGCGUCGAAUUUGGCGUACCUCCACAAGCUCUCCGAGUGCCUCCUUUUAGCACAGCCCGAUCGCCUCAUUACUGGCUUCCUUGACAUCGCCGAAAAAGUGUCAAUCGUUGUAACUGAAUCGAAGAUGUUGAAUGACUGCUUGUGUUCUACGUACGGCGAGCAUUUGAAUCAGUCGCCUACGCGCCAGGAAUUGUCUCACGUGUGCGUUAUAUAUGCUCGGUUUUUUUGUCAGACCACGAAUUCCAGUGAUCUGGGCGAGGUGACGACAAAUCGCCGGCUGGUGGCGAAUCUCUUCCUGGAAACCAAUCUGGCGAACGGUUACCUCGACGAGGCCGCAGCGCACCUAGCGCCAAUCAUGCAAGUGGCUUGUGUAGACUCCAUCUUCCCCGAGCAGCCAAUCAGACGCGGCUAA
Molecule: messenger RNA, 2721 nt
Organism: Mesocestoides corti
Lineage: Eukaryota; Metazoa; Platyhelminthes; Cestoda; Cyclophyllidea; Mesocestoididae
Source: the annotation of a GenBank genome assembly